GCAGCCCAUGUGCAGCACAGUGAUCAGCGAGUUGUCAGUGUCAGGCUCAGGGUUGGCAAACAGGAACUUCAACCUACCGCCACACAGAUACAGUGUGAGCAUCUACACUCUGUGGCCACAUCAUGGGCAAUUGCAUUUCAAGGAAAAAGAAGAACGGGAAAGAUGGAAACGGCAGUACACACAACAAGCCUCAGGAGGAUGUAACGUACGCCUCCAUUGACCACGGCAACACCAAAGGACCGAGUCGAGCCAGAACCUCCGCGGAUGACGAUUGUGACUACGCCACCGUUUACGUCCCGGCAGCACUCGCAGCCGCAGACGUUUCUGAAUGCUCGUCUAAAGACGAAGGGGCAGAAGAUUACGUGCUCAUGGGGUAAAAGGAAAACAAGGGGAAGUUCAUUAGAACUAUUGCAAGGUGCAGGACUUGUAGAUACCACAGACAGAAUAAAGUUUCUGUUAAUCAAAUCAUGAUCUUCAGUGAAGAAACUGUGGCAGCGAACAGAGUGACACAUUCAGCGGCAGGAGAUUGCGGAAACAACACAUUUGGCUCCGCUACUGAGAAAACCGUUAUAUUUAAACAGAUCUGCUGUCACUAAUAUUUUCCAUUGCAGAUAAAGGUUUGCUCGGUAUCCACAGGCAAGCAGCGUCCAGAUGACAUAACCAGUUUUCCCUAACAACUGGACUGUUUGCAUAGUAAAAUUGCAGAAUUGUUUUCUGCCUUCAUGACCUUUGCCACAUAAUCCAUGAUGGAAGUGAGUGAAAGUGUGGGACAGAGCACGUAUAUAUGCAACUGUGUACACAACUGUAUACACAACAAACACUUUUGUGCAUAUUUUGUAACAUUGUUCCUGAGAAAAACUGCGCUCCAGGUUUUACAACCGUGGAUAUUUAAGGCUUUAGAAUUACUCUUUGUUUUGCUUUUUUCAAGCAUUUUCAAAAUGCCGGCAUUUACCUACAAGAUGUUCUAAACGAGAUGCAUAUGAAAAAAACGUCUAAUUUACUGCGAGUGUGUUUCUUUUGUUUUUAUUGAUAUUUUAGUUAUUAAAACCCCUUUUUGCCACAUUUGUUCAUUAUUCAGUUGUAUUAAUCAACUGAAUCACUGAAAAAGUCUUUGAGACAUAAUGGCAACAAUCUCCUUUAAGGUCAAACCUUCGAUAUGGUUCUUACAUUAAAUACAUUUAAUACCAAAUCCUGUGUCCAGGAGAAAUAGACAAGAUGAAAACUCAGUGUGUUCAAGUGUGUCAUGGACAGAAAUGCAUUUAGCAGUUUUCUCUUUUCUGUUCAACUUAUUAAACUAUAGUAUUUAAGUGUCA
Molecule: messenger RNA, 1313 nt
Organism: Gasterosteus aculeatus aculeatus (three-spined stickleback)
Lineage: Eukaryota; Metazoa; Chordata; Actinopteri; Perciformes; Gasterosteidae
Source: RefSeq, a predicted model, not a curated record